UAGGACAAGGAUUUCAUGAGAUAAAGAGCGCAAGUUAGUUUUUUCUCAUUAAUUUUUCUUUAAUUUUAAAAUCGAAUAUCCCCGUCAGAUGUGACACGUGUUCAGUGGCCGAAAUGCUGCAUCUCUAUUACAAAACUGCCUUACCGCGUCGUUCAUGUUAUCUUCGCCACCAAUAAUAACACACUCAUUCUUUCGCUAUUCCAUUCUUCAGAUCUAUCCAAUUCAACCUUCACGCUUGAUUCUUCAUUCUUAUUGUGAUGAUUAUAUUUUAUUUUUAUUUUUCUAAUAAAAAUUUAGGAUAGAAUUAUUAUAUAUUUAUACUUCAAUCAACUUCAACCUGCGACAUAAGUAUAUAGAAUCUCUGUUUGCGUCUUCUUCCAACCAUGAAUUUUUCAAGGAUUGGGCGCUCACUCUCGCGCUCUUCACGCGCCAAAGAUUAUUUUCGCGGUGAUGCGAAAUUGGGUACCCUUCUCGGAGCUACGCGAACGAAUGUGCAUUCAGAAGGAACGGAAUUGGGAUUAGGGUUUUUCAGGGGAUAUGUUGCUCAUUGUAGAGCUCGUGGAAACGGAAUCCUUUCCAGUUUGCCUGAUUUUAAGUGUGUUGCGGCGAACCGUAACAUUCAUUAUCGGUUGUUUUUCAGCGAAGGACCUAAGAAGAAUUUUGAGAAGUUCUAUCCCAAGGAGAAGGAGGAAAUUCCAAAGGGGGAGGAUAAAAAGCAUGAGUCUAAAGAAGAGUCAGAGACAAACACAGAUGAUCAUGGAAAUGUUUACACGAUUGAGAUGCCUCUAAUGGAAUUUAUCAUCUCUUGUUUGGUGAUGACGCUAUUUGUUAAAGUGUUUUUUCAUCGUGAAAAGCAACAGAUUAACUUUCAGGAGUUUAAAAAUGAGCUUUUGGAGCCAGGUUUAGUAGACCAUAUUGUUGUGUCAAAUAAGUCAGUUGCCAAAAUAUACGUGAGGAAUACUCCUCGUAACCAAACAGACGGUGAAGAUGUCGAAGGAACCCUCCCCGCAAAUGGAACUGGUGGGCAAUAUAAAUUUUAUUUCAAUAUUGGAAGUGUGAAAUCUUUUGAGAAGAAUUUAGAAGCAGCGCAAGAAGCACUAGGCCUUGACCCCCAUGAUUAUGUUCCUGUUACAUAUUCUUUUGAAGUGGAUUGGGAUCACGAAUUUAUGAGGUAUGCUCCAACAAUGAUUGCUUUGCUUGUGGGAUCCCUCUUGUAUAUGGUGACAAGGAGAUUGUAAGGUGGACUUGGUGUUAGUGGCGGCAGUGGUAAUAAGGGUGCUCGUUUUGUAGACAUAUAUAUACACCAUAAGAGAGAGAAAAAAAAUCUAAUUAAGAAUAUUCUCGUUUUGGGAAAUAAGACAAAGCAAGAAUAAUAUUAUUAACUACAUGUUAAUUAAAAAUUUAUUGUUGA
Messenger RNA from Arachis stenosperma, 1411 nucleotides. Its product is annotated as ATP-dependent zinc metalloprotease FTSH 8, mitochondrial-like. The record is from RefSeq and is a predicted model, not a curated record. Gene Ontology annotation, cellular component: chloroplast thylakoid membrane; m-AAA complex. The coding region runs from base 384 to 1238 and encodes 284 amino acids. The transcript has 5 exons. Lineage: Eukaryota; Viridiplantae; Streptophyta; Magnoliopsida; Fabales; Fabaceae. Gene Ontology annotation, molecular function: zinc ion binding; metalloendopeptidase activity; ATP binding. Gene Ontology annotation, biological process: mitochondrial protein processing; protein-containing complex assembly.